CUUUCCCCAAAAGAAAAAAGAAAAAAGAAAAGAAGUGUAAAUCCUAAAUUCCCCGAUUCCAGUCGCACUCUCUGUCACUCACCGUCGACAUCCCGCAGAAAUCUCAGGUUUUCGUUGCUCUAAUGGACGGAGAUCAUCCCGCUGCAGGUCUUCUUCUUCACAUUCAUACUUUUUUUGGUAGAUCGCAGUGGAUUUGAGUACUAAAAGAAGCUUCGAAAGCGAUGAAAAUGAUAUCUCCGCGUCAAAGAAGUGUUGCACUUGCACGAAAGUAUGUGAAGAAGGUGUUGCUGCUGCGAUGAUUGCGUCACUCACUGAAAGUCUUCAGAGCUGUAAAGAUGAGCUUGCUUCAUGUCAAAGGGAGCUUGAAUCAGCAAAAGCAGAGACUGAUAAGUGGAACUCAGCGUUUAAGAAAGAGUCCUUUGUUCCUGCUAGUAAAUCUCCUGAACCUGCAUUUGUGAUUGACUACAUCCAAACUCUAAGAUCUUCCGACAAGUCUUUGAAAGAAAAGUUGGAAAUUGCACAAAUGAAGUUAGCGAUCCGUGAUCUGAAAUCUCAACUCAAGCCAGCGUCAAUGAAGACAGAUGAGUACCCAGAAGUCGACAGCGAGCAUCAAGGAUCCACCCCCGCUGGUCCUUCACUAGGAGAAAUCCCUAAGGAUGAUGAGCAGGAGGAACCGGACAUCGAGUCUCUGAAAACGAUCAUUGAAGAUCAAUUUCGCAUGAUUCAGACACAGAAUAGUCACUUUCAAACACAAAGUAGUCAUAUUGAGACACUGAAUAGUCAGAUUCAGACGCAGAAUAGUCUGUUUCAGAGGUUUGAUGCUUUUUUUGACUACCUUGCUGCGAAGGAUCCACAUUUGGCAGCCCUUCGGAGCACCAACUUGAAUCCAAAGAACGAUCAGGCUGGAACUGGGAACGAUCAGGCCGGAAAGAAUGACUCCAACACCGUGUAGUUUUAUUAUGUUUACUAGGUGAUUUUCCCGUGCUCAUGCACGGGUAUAAAUAUUUGUAAAGUGAAUAUACUACAAUAAUUGAUUGAUAUUUAGUUUUAGUUUUAAAAUAGUUUGUAAUUUUUAUGUAAAAUUUAUAUCAAUAAUACUACAUUAAUUUAGUUUAGACA
Molecule: messenger RNA, 1119 nt
Organism: Raphanus sativus (radish)
Lineage: Eukaryota; Viridiplantae; Streptophyta; Magnoliopsida; Brassicales; Brassicaceae
Exons: 9
Coding region: 296-952 (218 amino acids)
Biological process (GO): regulation of alternative mRNA splicing, via spliceosome
Cellular component (GO): nucleus
Source: RefSeq, a predicted model, not a curated record